AUGUCUCCCUCGUCAUGCCAGGCCCGGAGGGGCUUCAGUGCUCGCUCAGCCUGUUCUGCUCGCCUGGGGGGCCGUGGCGGCGGCGGCAGGGGCAGCUUCAGCAGCAGGAGCUUCAGUUCCUUCAGGGGGUGCAGAGGAGCCUCUCGUGGGAGGGCUUGGGGAUCAGGGGGAGGACCAUGGGUGCAGUUUGGGGAGGGCCGUGGUGGGCCGGGGCUUUCCCUGUGCCCUCCGGGGGGCAUCCGGGAAGUGACCAUCAACAAUAGUCUGCUGACCCCAUUGAGGAUUGAGAUCGACCCCCAGUUCCAGGUGGUGAGGACUCAGGAGACCCAAGAGAUCAGAACCCUCAACAACCAGUUUGCUUCCUUCAUUGACAAGGUGCGCUUCCUGGAGCAGCAGAACAAGGUCCUGGAGACCAAGUGGGAGCUGCUGCAGCAGCAGGGGGUGAGUGACAGCCCCCCGGACCUGGAGUCUUUCUUUGAGGGCUACCUGGCCCAGCUCAGGUGGCAACUGGAGCAGCUCCAGAGCGAACGGAGGGCUGUGGAUGCCGAGCUGAAGUCCUGCCAGGACCAGGAGGAGGAGUAUAAGGCCAAGUAUGAGGAGGAGGCCCACAAGCACGCCACGGCUGAGAAUGACUUUGUGGUCCUAAAAAAGGAUGUGGAUGGGGUUUUCCUGAGCAAGAUGGAGCUGGAAGGCAAGCUGGAUUAUCUGCGAGAGUACAUCUGCUUCUUGAGGCAACUCUAUGAAGAAGAGCUGGGCCAACUCCAGACCCAGGCCAGUGACGCGUCCGUGGUGCUGUCCAUGGACAACAACCGAGGCUUGGACUUCAGCGACAUCAUUGCGGAGGUCCGCGCCCGGUACGAGGAGGUCUCCCAGAGCAGCAAAGCAGAGGUGGAGAUGCUGUACCAGACCAAGUACCAGGAGCUUCAGGCGUCUGCCCGGCUUUGUGGGGACAGCAUGAAGGAAACCGAAGUCCAGAUCUCUCAGCUGCAGCAGGCGAGUCAGAGGCUGCAGAGUCAGAUCGAAAACCUCCAGAAGCAGAAUGCCAGCCUGCAGGCCACCAUCACCGAUGCCGAGCAGCGUGGGGAGCUGGCCUUCAAGGAUGCUUGGGCCAAACUGGUUGAGCUGGAGGCUGCCCUGAGAGCGGCCAAGCAGGACCUGGCCCGGAUGCUGCGCGAGUACCAGGAGCUGAUGAGCAUGAAGCUGGCCCUGGACGUGGAGAUUGCCACCUACCGCAGGCUGCUGGAGGGCGAGGAAAGCAGGAUGUCUGGGGGGUGCACCAGCCAGGUCACUAUCUCCGUGGGUGGAGGCAGCACCGUUGUGUCUGGAGGAGUUAGCGGUGGCCUGGGGAGCACUUGUGGACUCGGAGGCGGGAAAGGCAGCUUUGGGUCCAGCUGCUCCAGCGUCGUGACCGGAGACUCCAACGUCAUCCUGGGCUCUGGGCAGGGCACUGUUUUGGGCUCCUGCUCUGUGUCCGGCUCCGGCUCUGGCUGCCACACCAUCCUGAAAAAGACGGUGGAGUCAAGUCUGAAGACGUCCGUCACAUACUGAGUGACCUGGCAGCCACUUGCUCCCCGUGCCUUCUGGAGCCCUCUCAGCCCUGCCCCAGCUCCACCACCCACGUCCCUGCACGGCCAGCUCCGUGUCCCUUGCCCUCAGCCUGAGCCAGCCCACGGGGACU
Molecule: messenger RNA, 1678 nt
Organism: Zalophus californianus (California sea lion)
Lineage: Eukaryota; Metazoa; Chordata; Mammalia; Carnivora; Otariidae
Gene: KRT78
Product: keratin 78
Exons: 9
Coding region: 1-1548 (515 amino acids)
Biological process (GO): intermediate filament organization; keratinization
Cellular component (GO): keratin filament
Molecular function (GO): structural constituent of skin epidermis
Source: RefSeq, a predicted model, not a curated record